Molecule: messenger RNA, 570 nt
Organism: Carlito syrichta (Philippine tarsier)
Lineage: Eukaryota; Metazoa; Chordata; Mammalia; Primates; Tarsiidae
Product: dual specificity protein phosphatase 18-like
Exons: 1
Coding region: 1-570 (189 amino acids)
Biological process (GO): protein dephosphorylation
Molecular function (GO): MAP kinase tyrosine/serine/threonine phosphatase activity
Source: RefSeq, a predicted model, not a curated record
AUGACAACACCCUCGGGUCCCCGUCCUUCUCAGGCUGUCGGGCAGCCUGCCAUCCACGGCCUCUCCCUGAUAACCGGCAGCCUGUACAUCAGCAAUGGUGUGGCCGCCAACAACAAACUCUUGCUGUCAAGCCACCGCAUCACCACAGUCAUCAACGUCUCAGUAGAGGUGGUGAACACUGUCUUCGAGAACAUUCAAUACAUAAAGGUGCCCGUGGCGGAUUCUCCCAGCUCGCGUCUCUACGACUUUUUUGAUCUUGUUGCUGAUCACAUCCACAGCGUGGAAAUGAAGCAGGGCCGCACACUGCUGCACUGCGCCGCGGGAGUGAGUCGCUCGGCCACCUUCUGCCUUGCCUAUCUCAUGAAAUACCACGCCAUGUCCCUGCUGGAUGCCCACACAUGGACCAAGUCGUGCCGCCCCAUCAUCCGGCCUAACAAUGGCUUUUGGGAACAGCUCAUCCAUUAUGAAUUCAAACUGUUUAGUCAGAACACCGUGCACAUGAUCAACUCGCCGAUAGGUUCCAUCCCUGACAUCUAUGAGAAGGAUGUAAGUUUGAUGAUGCCAAUGUGA